Haliotis rufescens (red abalone) is the source of this 2463-nucleotide messenger RNA. Its product is annotated as putative protein CRIPAK. Lineage: Eukaryota; Metazoa; Mollusca; Gastropoda; Lepetellida; Haliotidae. The record is from RefSeq and is a predicted model, not a curated record. The coding region runs from base 162 to 1184 and encodes 340 amino acids. The transcript is spliced from 2 exons.
AUACCCCAGGUGCCAUUCUGUUCACACAGAUAUACCCCAGGUGCCUUUCUGUACAGACAAAUAUCCCCAGGUGCCUUUCUGUAUACACAAAUAUACCCCAGGUGCCUUUCUGUAUACACAGAUAUGCCCAAGGUGCCUUUCUGUUCACACAAAUAUACCCCAUGUGCCUUUCUGUACACACAAAUAUACCCCAGGUGCCUUUCUGUAUACACAAAUAUACCCCAGGUGCCUUUCUGUAUACACAGAUAUGCCCAAGGUGCCUUUCUGUUCACACAAAUAUACCCCAGGUGCCUUUCUGUACACACAAAUAUACCCCAGGUGCCUUUCUGUACACACAGAUAUAUCCCAGGUGCCUUUCUGUUCACACAAAUAUACCCCAGGUGCCUUUCUGUACACACAAAUAUCCCCAGGUGCCUUUCUGUAUACACAAAUAUACCUCAGGUGCCUUUCUGUAUACACAAAUAUACCCCAGGUGCCUUUCUGUAUACACAGAUAUGCCCAAGGUGCCUUUCUGUUCACACAAAUAUACCCCAUGUGCCUUUCUGUUCACACAAAUAUACCCCAGGUGCCUUUCUGUUCACACAAAUAUACCCCAGGUGCCUUUCUGUAUACACAAAUAUACCCCAGGUGCCUUUCUGUAUACACAGAUAUGCCCAAGGUGCCUUUCUGUUCACACAAAUAUACCCCAGGUGCCUUUCUGUACACACAAAUAUACCCCAGGUGCCUUUCUGUACACACAGAUAUAUCCCAGGUGCCUUUCUGUAUACACAGAUAUACCCCAGGUGCCUUUCUGUAUAUACAAUGAUACCCAAGGUGCCUUUCUGUACACACAAAUAUACCCCAGGUGCCUUUCUGUAUACACAGAUAUGCCCAAGGUGCCUUUCUGUUCACACAAAUAUACCCCAUGUGCCUUUCUGUUCACACAAAUAUACCCCAGGUGCCUUUCUGUUCACACAAAUAUACCGCAGGUGCCUUUCUGUAUACACAGAUAUAUCCCAGGUACCUUUCUGUACACACAGAUAUACCCCAGGUGCCUUUCUGUACACACAAAUAUACCCCAGGUACCUUUCUGUAUAUACAAUCAUACCCAAGAUGCCUUUCUGUACACACAGAUAUACCCCAGAUGCCUUUCUGUAUACACAAAUAUACCCCAGGUACUUUACUGUACACAUAAAUGUACCUGAAAUACCUUUCUGUACACAUAGAUAUACCCCUGGUGUCUGAAUGUAUACACAAUUAUACCCAAGCUUCCUGACUGUAUACAAAGAUAUAGCCUAGGUAUCUAAAUGUAUACAGAAAUAUACUCCAGGUUCAUGACUGUAUUCAUUCUUAUACCCCAGGUGUCUAAAUAUAUACAUUAAUAUACCCCAGCUUCCUAACUGUGAUACAUAAAUAUAACACAGGUACCUGACUGUAUACGUAAAUAUACCCCAGGUUCCUGACUGUAUACCUAAAUAUGUCCACAGGUUCCCGACUGUAUACAUAAAUAUACCCCAGGCGUCUAAAUGUUAACAUAAAUAUACCCCAGGUUCCUGACUGUAUACAUAAAUAUAACCUAUGUGUCUAAAUAUAUACAUAAAUAUACCCCAGCUUCCUAAAUGCGAUACAUAAAUAUACCCAAGGUUCCUGACUGUAUACAUAAGUAUACCCCAGGUACCUGACUGUAUACGUAAAUAUACCCCAGGUUCCUGACUGUAUACCUAAAUAUACCCCAGGUUCCCGACUGUAUACAUAAAUAUACCCCAGGUGUCUAAAUGUAUACAUAAAUAUACACCAGCUUCCUAACUGUGAUACAUAAAUAUACCCCAGGUACCUUGCUGUAUACAUAAAUAUACCGCCUCUGUGUAGGUAAUAUUUCUGGUAUUGAGACAUUGAUAUAAUUUUACCAGGUUUGAGCAAUAUUGAGCACUUAAACAUCUGACAGUCCCUGGAAAGCCGAACUCAUAAUUCGAGAGGUCCUGCUGUUGCCAAAUCGAUGGAGUGACCGUGAUACAUACCGCUUUAGGAUAUAAACGAGUCACACAGAAAUAAAUUAAUAGAAAUACGCUCAUAAAUACGAUAUAAACGAGCUAUUCAGAAAUAGAACAAAUACACAGAAUGCUUCUUUGAUAGGCACGCUCUUAAUUGUAAUAAAGAAGUUGUUCAUCCAUAAAUUCUUAUCCUUACAUAGAAUGCAUUAAACAAAAAUACAGUAAUCUCCAAUCACAAUUAAUCAGUUGAAACAGGCAGAAAAUACCAUUAACGGAACGAAAAUGUCCAGUCUGCCUGCCGUGUGACACAGGAGAGGGUAGAUGUCCUUCGUUUGAAAAUGUCCACUCUGCCUGCCGUGUGACACAGGAGAUGUGGGUAGAUGUCCUUCGUUUGAAAAUGUCCACUCUGCCUGCCUGCCGUGUGACACAGGAGAUGUGGGUAGAUGUCCUUCGUUUGAAAAUGUCCAGUCUGCCUGCCGUGUGACACAGGAGA